CCGCGGUAGUAUAGUCAACUGGGUGGCUGAACUUGAUAAUGUCUGCUCCUAUGAUUUCCGCGGCGCAGGCCGUAGGCGAGUACUUACAAUUUCCUGACGACCUCGCCAAGAUCACGGCGUUUCGCAAGAAAUUAGAGAAAGAGAAAGCGUCCAUCGAUGCUCGGCUGAAGAGUGGAGUGAAAGAGCAGCUUGAUGCUACACGAGAUGGGUUGCGGAAACUCUUCAGUACGCGGAACAAUGUCCAGACUAUCAAGGACGAGAUGGAGACGGUGGACAGGCUCUGCAGCGACCCUCAGAACAACGUAUCGACGUUCGACCAGAUAAGCAGAGUAUCUAUGGUACAUCGGAACUUUGAACGCACAGAGGAGAUGGUGAACAACCUCCUCGAGAUGGAGUCUCAUCUCGAUAUGCUGGAGGAUAUGCUAGAAGCAGAUAGCCAGGACAUUCUCGGACCAGCCCCCAAUCUGCUUCGCAUACACUACCAGAUCAAUAGGCUGGAGGCGUUCCGGAACCAGUCCAUGCACCAGGCGAAGAAGUCUUCUGCCGACUCGCGACAAACUCUGACGCGGUAUUUUGAGCGCUUGUCGCGUCUCAUAGAGGCCUUCGACGAGUACAUACUCGCCUUGGCGCGAAAUAUACUCAUGAUCGUGAUGGAAGGCAAUCCGGAGACCAUCGUGAAGCUCGUGAAGAUUGCAGAAAUCGAGCAGCAGGAGGAUGAAAAGGCCAUAGCCAUCAAGUUGGUCAAGAAGGCGGCCAAGUUGGACGCUGCAGCGAAAUUCAGGUCUAUGCAGGCCGACGCGCGAGUAUACAAGCACUACCGACAGAAGGUUAACAAAUGCAUCGUUGAGUCGAUCAAGGCUACGUUGGACGAAGCAUAUAGUCGUAAUGAGAACGACCCUGCGGCAUUCCUCGAUAACCUCGACUGGCUCUACCAGGACCUGAUCCACAUCGAGACAGACGUUGUCCCGUGCUUCCCGACGUCCUGGGAUGUAUAUCCUCUCUACAUUCGCGAGUACCACAAGGCUCUUAAUGCUACGCUUCAGAAAAUCAUCGCGUCAGAACCCGAGGCGAGCGUGUUGCUGACGCUGAACGCCUGGGUAAAGGAUUACAAGAAAAAGAUGAAGGAGCUGGAGGUGCCCCCGGAAUUGCUCGAGCCCCCGUUGCUGGACGGCAAGGAGCAAGCGCUCAUAGAGGACUAUCUUAAGCUCAUCAUCAGGAAACUUGACGAAUGGACGGAGAAUCUGAUGAAGGACGAGGUGGCAGCAUUUAUCGCACGUGCCGAUCCGCCAGAGGUGAACAGCGACGGUCUUUACGGCAUGCAAGGCGCAAUCAUUCUCUUCCAGAUGGUCAACCAGCAGGUCGACCUCGCGACGGAGAGUGGGCAGGGCAUGAUCCUCGCUCGCGUGAUCGAAGAGGUCGGGCGGGUGCUGCGCGGCGUCCAGGACCGCUGGACGAAACUUCUCGAGGCGGAGUGUAAGAAGUUUACCGAAAAGCCAGAGGAGGUUCCCGGCGGCCUAGUUGAGUAUGCCAUCGCGCUCGCGAACGACCAGAUGAAGUCGGCGGACUAUGUGGAGGCCCUGUCGUCGCGCGUCGAGCCGCUCGUUUCGGAAAAGUACCGGGUGCCUAUCCACGAUAGGUUGAACGACGCCAUUGACGGCUUCCUCGACGUCGCGAAGAAAUGCACGCAAACACUCAUGGAGGUCAUCUUCAAUGACCUGAAGCCAGCGACGAAGCAGCUGUUCCAGCCAGCCUGGUACGACGGUAUCUCAGCGCAGAUCAUCGAGACCAUCCGUGAUUACAUGUCCGACUACAAUACCUUCCUUAACCAGACACUCCUGGACCUUAUGGUCGAGGAUCUCCUAGACACCUAUCUCGUUACAUAUCUCACCGCCUUGGCGAACGCACCGAAACUCAAGGUUCCUGCAGCAUUGGAGCGCAUGAAGGCAGAUAUCGACGACAUUUAUAAACUCUUCGGUCAGUACAAGAAGCUGAAAGAACUUGAGCCGCAAAUCCAAGUGCUCGAGCUGGUUCUGUCGAUGCUCGAAGCGUCUCAGAGCCUGGUCUUCCUGUCGUACUGGUCGUUUGCCAAGGUGUACGGACCAAAUAUUCCGUUCGUGGAGUCGUUGAUGAAGGCACGAGGGGAUCUGGACCGGUCAGGCGUCAGCGAGGUUAUGGAAAGCAUCAAGCGCAAGGUCAAGGAAGAGAACCUGACAGACCCGGAGGAACCGACAAUAAUGAAGAGAGUCAAUGUUCAGGGUACAUUCUCUCGUUUCCUGGCCAAUGCACGGUCAUAG
Molecule: messenger RNA, 2294 nt
Organism: Postia placenta MAD-698-R-SB12
Lineage: Eukaryota; Fungi; Basidiomycota; Agaricomycetes; Polyporales; Adustoporiaceae
Exons: 4
Coding region: 39-2294 (751 amino acids)
Biological process (GO): exocyst localization; exocytosis
Cellular component (GO): exocyst
Molecular function (GO): SNARE binding
Source: RefSeq, a predicted model, not a curated record